AUGUCUGAUGUCCAAGCUUUUGCUAUUGAUUUAGCUUAUGCUUCUGGAAUUAAGCCUAAGGAGAUACAUGAGUUAAUGAGUAGGGAGGCUGGUGGAAGGGCUAAUCUUGGUUACACUGGAAUUGAUCAAAAAAACUAUCUUCGAACUAGACGACAACGAAGCUUGAUAUAUGGAGAAGCCGGUAGUUUAUUAAGGUAUUUUCAACAACAAUUGAUUCAUAAUCCAUCGUUCCAUUAUGCUGUACAGUUGGAUAUCGAGAAGCAAAUAACUAAUAUAUUUUGGGCUAAUGCUAAAAUGAUAAUUGAUUAUGCCCAUUUUGGUGAUGUUUUUAGUUUUGACACUACAUUUGGCACAAACAAAGAAUUUAGACCUUUAGCUGUGUUUAUUGGUUUCAAUCACCAUAGAGAGAUGGUGAUUUUUGGGGCUGCACUUUUAUACGAUGAGACAGCUGAAUCAUUCAAAUGGCUUUUUGAGAGUUUUUUAAAAGCACAUGGUGGUAGAAAGCCUAAAUCUAUCUUUACUGAUCAAGAUUUUGCUAUUGCAAAGGCAUUAGCUGAGGUGAUGCCGGAGACAUGGCAUGGAUUAUGUACUUGGCACAUAAUGCAAAAUGGAAUCAAGAAAUUGGGAAAUUUGACGAAGGAUGGCUCAUUGUUCCUCCGAGACUUUAAGGACUGCAUGUAUAAGUAUGAGAAUGAGAGUGAAUUUGAAGAAGCUUGGAAUAAAAUGAUUCAGACCUAUACAAUUAAGGAUCUUAGUUGGUUAAAUGGUAUAUACAAAUUGAAGGAAAAAUGGGCUAACUGUUACAUGAAGAGGGCAGUUACUUUGGGAAUGCGAAGUACUCAGCUUAGUGAAAGUUUGAAUGGGGAUUUGAAAGAUUACUUGAAAUCAAAUUUGAAUAUGGAUGAUUUUUUUGAGCAUUUUGAGAUGGUAGUAGGGCAGAAGCAGGAUAAAGAGUUAGAGGCUGAGUAUAAUGCUAGGGAAAAAUUGCCUCCUUUGUGCUUGAAGAAUUCACCUUUAUUGAAGCAAGCAUCACAAGUGUAUACCCCUACAAUAUUUAAAGUGUUCCAAAAUGAGUAUGACUAUGCAUCAACUGCAAUAAUAAAAGAUCGGAAUUGUAGCCAGCCAGUGCAUGAAUAUACUGUUGUGCUUCUUGAGAAAGUUGGAGAAUAUAAAGUAUUGUGUAGUCCUAUUAGUAGGACAAUCUCAUGUAGUUGUAGGAAGUUUGAAACAUUUGGGAUUUUGUGUUGUCAUGCUUUGAAGGUUUUCAACAUACUUGAUAUAAAGAUAAUUCCUGAUGCUUACAUUUUGAAGAGAUGGACAAGAGAAGCAAAAAAUGGGUAUGUCAUAGAUAGUAUUGGGAAGGAUGUCAAUGGGGAUGUUAACUUAAAAGUUACACAACGGUAUAGAAGAUUAUGUCCCAGGUUAGUUAGAUUAGCCACACGAGCUGCUGAAAUCGAAGAAGCAUAUGCUUUGGUAGAGAGUGUUAUAGAGGAAUUAGAAAAGCAAGUUGAAGAUAUUGCCAUGAAAUUUUCAAGUGUGAGUCUUGAUAAUUCUAAAGAUCAAAUGUCAUUGGGUGGUAGUGAAAUUGUGGAUCAUGGAGAACCUAUAAAGAAUUUAGUUGAAAAGAAAAACAAUAACUCUUCUCUCAUAAAUUACAAUAACUUUAUCUCACCUGUGCAAUGCUAUUCACAUAAGGAAACUAAUCAGGCACCUAAUUCAAUGGCAUGGAUGACAUAUGAAGGUCUCCAAGGAAAUAGGUGCCAAAACAAUUUCAUUGAAUCAUUAACGGGAAUGGAUGUUGGGUUUGAACAAGCACAAGUUCCUUUGGGUGACACAACAAAUAAUUAUGAUGCUCACAUGAAUUUUCUUGGUAAAUGA
Quercus robur (English oak) is the source of this 1878-nucleotide messenger RNA. RefSeq names its product protein FAR1-RELATED SEQUENCE 5-like. Gene Ontology annotation, molecular function: zinc ion binding. Lineage: Eukaryota; Viridiplantae; Streptophyta; Magnoliopsida; Fagales; Fagaceae. The record is from RefSeq and is a predicted model, not a curated record. Gene Ontology annotation, biological process: regulation of DNA-templated transcription. Bases 1 to 1878 code for a protein of 625 amino acids. The transcript is spliced from 4 exons.